AUGACCGUCAUGACGUCCCUACUGGGGAAGAUUGUCAAGAAUGACUCCAUGUUGAGUGAUCCAAAGGAGAUCUACAACUGGAGGGUCUACCUGCUGGCAUGCUCGGCGUGCUUCGGUGCCAUGUCCUUCGGCUGGGACAGUGGUGUCAUCGGUGGUGUUAUCAAGCUCAAACCCUUUAUCGACGCCUAUGGCCUAGAAAAUGCAGACAGUAUAGCUUCGGCCAACCUUCAGGGGAACAUCGUGUCUGUGCUGCAAGCUGGAUGCUUUGUUGGUGCUCUGGCAGCUUACCCAAUGACGGACGCAUGGGGUCGCAAAUCAUGCCUGCUCGGUGCUGCCGCCUUUACGCUCUCUGGUGUCAUCUUGCAGGCAGCCGCUUCUGGUCACCUCGAGCCCAUGUACAUCGGUCGAUUCGUCGCAGGUCUCGGAGUAGGAUGCUCCAGUGUCAUAAACCCUAUCUACGUUACCGAAAACGCGCCGCGAGCCAUCCGUGGUCUGCUCACUGGCAUGUAUCAACUGUUCAUCGUCACGGGAAGCAUGAUCGCCUUCUGGGGCAAUUACGCAGUCAGUCUACACCUGACCGGCCCGAAACAGUACAUUGUACCGCUCGCCGUCCAGGGUCUACCGGCCGUUCUCCUCUUCGGCUUGAUGUUGAUAUGCAACGAAUCGCCACGGUAUCUGGCUCGCAAGGACCGAUGGGAAGACGCCAAGCGAAUCCUGACCAAAAUCCGAGGCCUCUCACCGGAUCACCCAUACCUCCAAGAGGAGUUCCAAGAGAUCGCCGACCAACUUGAAUACGAGCGACGGCUGGUCGGUGAUGCCUCGUUCUGGACACUCCAGAAAGAGAUGUGGACAAUCAAGACCAACCGACACCGAGCCCUCCUCAGUAUUUUCCUCAUGAUCUGGCAGCAGAUGACCGGCACCAACGCCAUCAACGUCUAUGCCCCCACCAUCUUCCAGAACCUGGGUAUCAGUGGAACUUCCAAUUCCCUCUUCAGCACUGGCGUUUACGGUGUUGUCAAAGUAGUGGCAUGUUUGAUCUUCUUGCUCUUCAUGGCCGACUCUCUCGGUCGACGUCGAUCGCUCUUGGUCUCUUCCGUGGGCCAGUCAUUCUGCAUGUUCUACAUUGGUUUAUAUGUCCGAAUCGCUCCACCCCAACCAGGCGACGCGGUGCCUCCCGCUGGCUACGUCGCCCUGAUCUGCAUCUUCCUUUUUGCGGCAUUCUUCCAGUUUGGCUGGGGCCCUGCUUGCUGGAUUCUGGUCUCCGAGAUCCCUACCGCCCGUCUGCGGCCCCUGAACGUCGCGCUAGGGGCUGCGACGCAGUGGCUAUUCAACUUUGUGGUUGCUAAGGCUGUUCCCACCAUGCUUGCAACCUGCGGAGAGGGCGGAUAUGGCACCUAUUUGAUAUUUGGCAGCUUCGGUGUUAUCAUGUUCUUCUUCGUCUGGUUCCUCGUUCCAGAGACUAAAGGCAUUUCACUAGAGCACAUGGAUCAGCUCUUCGGUGUCCCAGAACAGGAGAAGUCGGUGGGUGGUGAUGAGAAACACGAUAUGUCCAAGAUUGAAAUAGAGGAACAUUCCUCGGGUAACCGCGUCUAG
Molecule: messenger RNA, 1593 nt
Organism: Anthostomella pinea
Lineage: Eukaryota; Fungi; Ascomycota; Sordariomycetes; Xylariales; Xylariaceae
Source: the annotation of a GenBank genome assembly